AUGGAACGCACAUGGGAGAUUGGAGUUUGGCUACUGAUAGCCACGUGCCCCCACCACAGCCAGCUCCUCCCCGUCUUCACCAGCCCCCAUAAAAGCACUGCCCUGUGUGAGCACCAGUAUCCACCACUGCUUCCUGGCUCAGCUUGGGAAAAGGGUGAGUGGCCGUCCCUCCUUUGGCUGGUCCUUGGGUGGAUCACUGGGGCAGGGGAGCAGGAUGCUGUGGGGGCUCAGCUCUCUCACACCAAGAUGUCUUGCUACGACCUGUGCCCACCAAAAACCAGCGUCGCCGUGCCCCAGCCCAUCGCUGAGAGCUGCAACGAGCUGUGCGCGCGCCAGUGCCCCGACUCUACGGCCUUCAUCCAGCCACCGCCCGUCGUCGUCACCUUCCCCGGCCCCAUCCUCAGCUCCUUCCCCCAGCAAGCCGUGGUGGGCUCCUCCGGAGCACCCGCCUUUGGCGGCUCCCUGGGGCUGGGGGGCCUCUACGGCGCCGGGGCCACUCAGGGCUCGGGGGGCCUCUGCACCUUUGGCAGACCCUACGCUUCUCCUGCCUGCAACCCCUGCGCCUUGCCCCGCUACAGCAGGAAGCUCUGGAACACCUGUGGGCCCUGCUAAAAUCACUCUUUAAUCUCCUCACCUCUUCCUUCCUCAUCCUCUGUGCUGAUUUCUGAUGCCCACUUUGUUUUUUAUGGUACUGAACUGGGCCCUGUGCUGGCCACUGCCUUGAAGAUGGCUCAAAAAACAC
Messenger RNA from Lagopus muta (rock ptarmigan), 742 nucleotides. Its product is annotated as scale keratin-like. The record is from RefSeq and is a predicted model, not a curated record. NCBI's taxonomy places the organism in Eukaryota, Metazoa, Chordata, Aves, Galliformes, Phasianidae. Gene Ontology annotation, molecular function: structural constituent of cytoskeleton. Gene Ontology annotation, cellular component: intermediate filament.